AUGACAUUAUAUGGUUACAGGACUUUGUUCUUCCUUGUGAAUGAUAGCACAUUGAGGGGAUUGGCAGUUGAGGAUCCAACAGCAAAGCAUGGCCUAAAGCUAGCAAUCAAAGGCUACCCAUAUGCCAAUGAUAGUCUGCUUAUUUGGGAUGCAAUUAAACAAUGGUUUACUGAAUAUGUGAACCACUACUAUCCAAAAGUAGAGAAGGUGAAAUCUGACAGGGAACUUCAAGCAUGGUGGGAAGAAGUUAGAACCAAAGGCCAUGGUGACAAGAAGGAUGAACCAUGGUGGCCUGUCCUGAACACCCAGGAGGACUUGAUCCAAGUUUCAACUACCAUAAUUUUGGUAUCUUCUGGUCAUCAUGCAGCUGCGAACUUUGGCCAAUAUGCAUACUGUGGUUACUUCCCCAACAGGCUACAAUUGCUAGAAAAAAUAUGCCAACCGAGAUCCAACAGAAGAGGACUUUGA
Molecule: messenger RNA, 468 nt
Organism: Manihot esculenta (cassava)
Lineage: Eukaryota; Viridiplantae; Streptophyta; Magnoliopsida; Malpighiales; Euphorbiaceae
Product: linoleate 13S-lipoxygenase 2-1, chloroplastic-like
Exons: 2
Coding region: 1-468 (155 amino acids)
Biological process (GO): lipid oxidation
Molecular function (GO): metal ion binding; oxidoreductase activity, acting on single donors with incorporation of molecular oxygen, incorporation of two atoms of oxygen
Source: RefSeq, a predicted model, not a curated record